Molecule: messenger RNA, 950 nt
Organism: Drosophila ficusphila
Lineage: Eukaryota; Metazoa; Arthropoda; Insecta; Diptera; Drosophilidae
Exons: 3
Coding region: 63-293 (76 amino acids)
Source: RefSeq, a predicted model, not a curated record
AUCAAAUAAAUUCUCUCGCCGAAUAAUCCGAAUAGAGGAAGAAUAAAGGUCAGCUGUAGAAAAUGUGCAUAAAAACCUGCGACGACAUCAAAUUCGGUGACAAUAGCGACGGAGGCCAUGAAGGUGGAAAGAAUCACGUCAUCCGCACAUCCAAUUCGGCCAUCGAGCACUUCCAACUCAAACUGCAGUUGCAAGCAAAGUUAAACAAACAAAAGCACAAGGGCUCCAAAUUGCCCAACUUUAAGAUCCUCAUGUGUUGUUGCUACUUCAUUAUCAUAGUCCUGAUGAUAUGAAAACAGCUAAGAAAAACUACCAUCCAAUGAAACUCGAAUUCCAACCGAAAAAUGCUUCACUUUUAUAGAUAAAUAAAAGCACUCUAAAACCACAAAGCGCACCACAAACUAAAUUAAAUUCAACUAAACUCGCAAGCAAGUUCCCAUUCGAUUGGUGUCUAUAAUAUAAACCAUCAGUUGUUUACCUACGUGUGUUACUACAAAUCAAACGAAUUAAAUAUAUGUGUCUAGUUUAUUACAAAUAGUUAAAUAUUUUCAAAUCUAGCUUAAAGAGUGAAGAUGAGCUAAAGUUUUUGUGUCUGUGCUAAGUGAAAUUGUUUAACCAUAACCAUUGAAAAGUAUAUGUUUAACUGAAAAGCAUUCAAUAAUUCAAAUAAUCUGUAGCGGCUAUAAUAACACCAUUAUUCGGCUAUGAAAUCGGCGAAUGGAUCCAGCAAGUGGCAUAAUUUAUGAAAAUGAUACCGAUGUGAACCAUCGACAGCACGGUCCCAUAUCAUUUUGCACACAGGCAUAGGCACAAAGAAUCGGGCGGCGCAAAAUGCUGCGCUUUCUCAAGAACCGUUAGACCCGGCGUCCUCAGCCCAGGCACCUAUAUCGUACCGCCCAUCUAUCUAUAUGUAUAUGCUUAGCUGUAUCCGUAUCCGUAUCCGUAUCCGU